Messenger RNA from Lineus longissimus, 5727 nucleotides. RefSeq lists its product as uncharacterized. The record is from RefSeq and is a predicted model, not a curated record. Gene Ontology annotation, molecular function: protein binding. The transcript is spliced from 2 exons. The coding region runs from base 188 to 4552 and encodes 1454 amino acids. NCBI's taxonomy places the organism in Eukaryota, Metazoa, Nemertea, Pilidiophora, Heteronemertea, Lineidae.
CAUGGAGUGUCAAAAGCGUUCAUAAACAAGUAGGCCUGCAUUUUGCAAAAGUAAAUAAAUGGCCUUACGGAAAAUAUCCGAGUCAAGAUGGUUGUCUCUUUUUGGAAUAACUUCAUGCAAUAAUUGGCUAACUAAUUAGGAUUGUGCGAAGAGCUCCCUACUUCCAAAGUCAAGGGAUACCAGCACCAUGGCAGAGACACCGAGCGUCCAGCAGCUGCUUGACUAUCAGACGAACCAUCCGAACAAGUUGUUUCCCGAUAGAUCAGAAUCACCGCAGAAAACCAAGGUCACACCAAGGUCAAAGCAACUACGGUACUUCCAGAAGCAAAAUCCGGGUAAGCUGUUCCCAGGACCAUCUGCCACACCUGACACUUCAGCUGAGACGCCGACUAAGCGGUUAUUGUAUUACCAGAGAGAAAAUCCCAACAAGUUGUUUGCCGGCCCAACUGAUUCCUCAGUUCAACUUGCAGAACAUGCACGAGAAGGACCAAUAUCGAAUCGCACGCAACUUCCAAGUAAGAGUUCAGAAGCCCCUUUGACAGUACGUCAAUCAUUGGAUGAACUUAUCAUCAAACCAGUCCUAACCCCAGCAAAGUCCCCAGGGAGCAAGGACCGAGACUUGUUUAAGAAAACUGGUAUCAAAUUGAAGCCACAGCAAAUUCCCAUCUGGUCGCCCUCGAAACCUGACUCCAUCCUCCUCUACAAGCCAUCGAGAGGAGAUGACUUGGAGAAACUCAAGAGGGUGGCUGAUGAUGCCAUUGGCAAAUGGUAUCCAGGCAAUUCUCAAAUAUCAGCAAUCACUACAACCGAUAGACAUCCUAAGCCUUUAACGGAAUGGAAGGAGGAUGACCCGCAUGGGUUAUCAGUCCUGUUCAUACCAAAAGGUGCUCUGGAUCUGAAGGUCGAGGUGCAACAUCACAACCGCUACUUGGAUAUAGAUUUGAAAUGGAUGAUACCAAUCAAAGCCACGCAAUCAAUGAAGGUGUCACAAUUGAAACAGGAGAUCGAAAAGAUAGAGGGUUUCCCUGUAAAGCAACAGGACCUUCUAUUCAAGGAUCGUUGCCUACAAAACAAGGAACGGUUAUACACCUACCGCUUAAACAACCACGAACCUAUUGAGUUGAUCCUGCAACCACAGUUUGACUUGAGCAUAACUGUUCAGACAUUCUGGAAGAAGGAUUACACGCUACGGCUCGAUAGGUGUGUCAGAGUGAAGGAAGUCAUAGGUGCUACAUUGUGGGAGUUGUUCAUGGACAAAGGAAGCAAACAGACAGUGUUUUUGGUUAAGUCAUUAGUCCGUCAGAACAUCCUUUGUUUGGAUUACCAAGGCUGCAUUUUGCCAAACUUGAAUGGUCUCAUGUUGCACAAAGUGCAGAAUGGGAGCUUCUUGAACCUCUGGCCAGUGAACAGAGACUCCAAUGUCAUGUCUCAACUUGUUGAACUCAAAAUGGAUUACGAGGGCCGGCAUGAGUUUCAGGUGCCUGUGGCGCCAUCAGAUACCUGGGUGGUUGUUGCCAUGAAAGCGUUCAAGGUCACUAGAAUUCCCAUCGAUAUGAUGAAACUCAUCACCAAGAAGGGUCCAGUCGACCUUAAUGCAUCCGUCGGAUUCACACAGACUAACAAACACCAUGUGACUAUUGUAGUUAAUGAACAGUUCGAUAGGUGGAGCUAUCAGUACCACCAAGUGAAAAUCUGCUAUCGAGGAAUAAAGAGACACCUGCAUUUCAAUGUGUUAGACACUGUUGCAGAUAUCAAGCAUUGUUUAGCAUGCACAGGGUUUCAUCAGGCCAAGUAUUACACAUUCUUUGUUGGUCAGAUUCCCCUAAAAGAAAAUACAGUCAUCUCAGGACUUGAUCUCAAAAAAGGCGAUAUAAUCGAAUUAGAGUUGGAGGUUUUCCCAUUCUUUGUUCACCUUCAGGGUAAGGAGUACACCUUGCUGGAGGAGCAUCAGCUAACAACCUUAGAUAAAUUCCAGAAGGGUGUAUUUCAACAGAUCAACAGGCAGGAGAAUAUCGAAAAUGUCCUCGUUCACUGUGGUCAAAUUCUUCGAAACGAUUCAACAUCACUUUUUACGACAACCAUAGGGGUGAACUCGGUCUUCUUCAUUGACAUUGAAAGUCAGUGUCACAAUUUGGAGUUCAGAAGACCAGAUCAUAAGAAGUUUUAUCUGACUCUACCAAAGCCUGCAAAUGGAGAAAUAAUUUGGGACAUCGUGAAGAAAUGCAAAUAUCUGUAUGACAACAGUAAGUAUGCAGUUGUACUGUUACUUAACUGGUUACUGACGCCACGAGAAAAGGAAGCAAAUUGUCUGACAAUGUUGCAGGAUCCGCAUACACGGCCACGCAGGAAAGAUCCACUCCAACCGAAGCGAAUUGCACAACAUAUCUGGGAGGAGUUCAAGAAGGAUUUAUCCAAGUCAAAGCGGCCAAAGGAAAAGCUGAAUAGCGAUGGCCUUCCAGUUAUCCUUGACCCAGAUGAGGAGUUGAGGAAUAGGAAGCUGAAAGAAUGGCCAUUCGAGACAGCACAGCCAAGGUGGGUCAAAUUCCCUGCUCUGCCCUCGCAGACUGGAUCACUCAACGAUACGCAGAAAAGGAUCCAGGAUGAGGAGUAUGCCAAGAAGCUGUUUGAACAGCAGAGUAAGAAGAGGAGAAAGGUACACAUGUAUGAUAAAUCUCUCCAGGUAGACAUGGACAAGGUUGAAGAGCAGGAGGAUAGACGUCGUAGGAAGGCAAAGAAAAUUAAAGAAGACUCCGGUCUUGGUCAAAUGCAACGCCUGUUCACGACAAGAGAAGAGAGGGAGGCAUUUGAGCGUGCCCAGCUGGAGGCCCAGGGACUGCUGGAGGAAGAGGAGGAGGAAGAGGAAGGAGACAAGGAGGAGGGAGAUGGAGAGGGAGUCGGAGAUGGAGAGGCAGAGGGAGAGGCAGUGGCAGAGGCAGAGGCAGAGGAGGGUGAGAAAAGAGAGGAAGAAAAAUUUCCCUUAAAAGAUGAAGUGGCUGCAACAGAAGAUGAAGGUGAAGAGGGUCCAAAAGCAUCCGAAAACAAUGGUGAAAAUGAAUCACAACAAAAUGGGGCUGAGGGAAAUCACCAAGAUGGGGCUGAGGAAGAAAAAGCUCAAGUAGAUGAGUCCACAGUAGAGGCUCAAGGUGAAGGUCAACGGAAAGCACCCAAUGAGAAGGUGGUAAAUGUUGAAGAUGAAACUCAACGAGAAGAGGCUGGCGGAGAAGGAUCACAAACUCAUGAAGAUGAAGAGACUCCAGAAGAGUCUCCACCAAAAGAGAGGGAGGUUGACGAUUUUGGGAGACCGGUACCGACAACAGAGGGAGAACCCGAGCCACGGGUAAUGAGGCAACGAGACGCACCUGUUGAGAGGCAACCACCUGCAACGAGUCGCGGACUUGAUGAAGAGGACUCGCAGGUUAAACGAGAGGUCGACGAAACUGGCCGACAAGCGCCCACGAGGGAUGGAAAACCUGAGGAGAGAAAACCCCAGCAGAAGAGAGUGAGAAUUGAGCCACGUAAUGAGAGGGGAGAGGGUGUGAAAAGAGACAUGCCUGAGGAGGACAAUGAUGAGGAAGGGCCUGCAGGUGAUUUAGACCUUCCGAGGAAGUCGAUCAGUGCAGACACUUUACUAGCGAUACAAAAGAAGCUACGGAAACGAAGACAGACAUUGGGUUUGGUUCUCCAUGAUUCCGAGUUCAGUGAAGAUGUUGGCAAAGAGUAUGAACAGAAGGACAAGAUGGUUGUCGAUCGGAGCCAGGUGACAUCGGAAGAUGACAGAACAUCUUUUGUUAGGAUACUCUACCCACGGCGUAUCAGAGCAGCUAUUUAUGAAGAACUCGAUGCUGAACCUGCUAAACCAAGAAAAGGAAAAAAGACUAACAAGAAAGUAAAGUUUGUGGAUGAAGAUGAGAAAAGAGGGUAUUGGCGGCCUAUCUUGCCGAUCGUGAAUUACCAUGAUCAUCCAAUUUGGGAGUACCGUCCAUCCUUUCAGGUACAACUUGAGUUGAAAGAGCAGGCUGCGAAUGAUUUGGAAAAGCAACAGCACGCUGAGCAGCUACUAAAAGAAGCUCAGGAGAAGAAGGAAAAUGCCCGGAAACCGGCAAAGAAAAAAACACCUGUAGCAAAGGAGGACAAAGCAAUAUAUGGUUUGACGACUGAAGAGAAGGAGACGGAGAAGCCACGUACAAGAGGUAGCGAUGUGAGCCAACCAGCUAAAAAGACAACACACAAAGAAGAGGAAACCGAAAGUGUGACGGUGAGCUUAGAUAAGCCUGGCCGCAGUGAUUAUAAAAAGCUCAAAGAAAACGAGAAACGACAAUGGAUGGACAUUGAAGAGGUUCCCAAGUAUGAUCGAAAGAAAGCUCGGGAACGACAACAGCAAAACAAGAGGGAGUCGCAACGUCCGUCAAGGAGUGGAGGGAAGACCACUGCUAAUGGAGAGCCAGAGCAAACUGAUGAUCAACCUCGAAGCGUUGAACCAAAUGCGCCAAAUGAUACGGAGGCAGAGAAGACUGGUGAAAAUGAUAAGACAAAUUCUCAAAGCAAACUUUAAGAGGGCCCCGAAGACCAACAUGCAAGGGGUACUGCUAAAUAGUCAUAAUGGCGAAACUUCUUCGUUAAGGGCAAGAGGAUAGUUGAGUCCUUAGACACAGUUUUCAAAGGGUGUGCACAUGAUGCAUAUCAAACUGGGGUUUUAAAGCUUCAGUCACUGCAGCACAGUAUGCAGUGACCUAAAGAAACACUAGACAUUUUCGUACAUGACUCUAAGGAGACACAGAAUAUCAAUUGUGGUCUCUUUAGAAAAGGCCUACAAAGAGUGUUUUGAAUUCUGGUGCUAAGAGGACAACUGAAGUAUCUGUGAUAACACAAUUUAUAGUGAGUUGUGGCAAAUUUAACAUUUUGGGCAAAACUAAUAUGGUACCGUGUGACGAAUCGAUAUUGAUUUUAGUGUGAAGUAACAAAAUUUGUGACGUGUCCAUAUCCAAAAUCAACUCAGCUACAUCAAAACGAGGUACAAUUUGCCGACUAGGAAAAAAUAGCAGCCUUGAACGAUUUGCACUAUUUUUGUGUUUACGUUUCUCAAGAGUGAGAGACUGUUGAAGUGUUUGUUUUGGUGAAAUAGGCUAAGCUGAUAAUAUGAUUAUGUGUGUGAUAAAAAAACCAAAGUGGUGAAAUUUAGUCCUUUUCUCUCUCAAUACUAAUACUACACUUGGAGGGGUCUAUAAUUAUUAAACAAAUCAAAUUUAGGCCUUGUUACUUCUAAAAAAAGUGUAAUGAAAAAAAAUGUGAAAAUUUCUGUCGAAUAAAAUGAAAAGUGCAGGCAGGUUAAUACUGAAAAUAUCAAGGGAUAAAUUAAUGUGAAUCGCCAAAUUUCUGCGCCUCUGUAUUUUAGCGAUUUUCAAAAAAUUCUUAAAUUUCUGAAUUUCCAUGAUAUUUGAUAUCGCCGAUUACCAAAUGUGUUAUGGUUUCCCAAAUCAAAUAUGCUUUCGGGAAUUUAUAUUUUUGCCAAUCCAGGUUAUUUUCGCAAAAAUUCGGCGGUUAAUGGUACAUGUAUUAUGGCACAGAAAUGUGAACAAUAGUUCUCAGAAAAAUGACACUUUCAUCAGAUAUGUUUUAAAAGACACGAUGACCUAUAACUCCAAGUCGUAAGACUAAUUGAUGGACCACACUUUAGCAUGUGGUGACAGACGCGAAUGCAGACGAUCUAAUCUUCAACUUACCUCAAGU